Messenger RNA from Sphaerodactylus townsendi, 1637 nucleotides. RefSeq lists its product as uncharacterized. Lineage: Eukaryota; Metazoa; Chordata; Lepidosauria; Squamata; Sphaerodactylidae. Bases 458 to 1186 code for a protein of 242 amino acids. The record is from RefSeq and is a predicted model, not a curated record. The transcript is spliced from 2 exons.
AGUGCUUUCUUGUGAGUGUAUUACUUUUUUCUCUGCAGUUGACCAGGAUGCAGCAUGUGGCAUUUGUGGAAGUUCCUAGUGGCACGGAGAGUUUCCACAUUAGCACCAGAAACCUCCAAGAAUAUUUAGUGCUACUAGACACGUAGUCAUGUUAUUGGGAGUUACUCUAUAACUGUGUGGAAGCAGCUGGAAUCCUCUAGUCCAGGGGUGUCAAACUCAAUUGCACAGGGGGCCAGAGCUCAAAACACACUUUAGGUUGUGGGCCGAACAGGAUAAACAUUUAUUGCCAGGCAUGACAAACCCCUCUGCCCCAUGGAGAAGGCAGCCACCUGAUCCGUUGGGCAGAGAGGGGAUGGUGACGGUGGCCUGUUUGGUGCUGCCAGCUCACCAGGCAUGAAAAACCCCUUUGCCCUGCGAAGAAGGCAACCGCCUGCUCCGUUGGGCAGAGAUAGCAGCAAUGGCAACCUGCCUAGUGCUGCUGGCUCAUGCACUGCGCGAGCCAGCCAGCAGCACCAGGCAUACAAACUCCCUCUGCCCCACGGAGAAGGUAGCUGCCUGCUCCAUUGAGCAGAAGGGGGGCGGCGGCGGCGGCCUGCUUGGUGCUGCCAGCUCCCGUGCUUUGCGAGCCGGCAGCGCCAGGCACUGCAAACCCCCACUGCCUCAUGGAGAAGGCAGAUGCCUGCUCCAUUGGGCGGGGCGUAUGGGCGUAGCGGCGCCGGCAGCCUGCCUAGUGCUGCUGGCUCGCACUGCUCGAGCCAGCAGCACCUGGCAUACAAAACCCCUCUGCCCCACGGAGAAGGCAGCCACCUGCUCCGUUGGACAGAGAGGGGGCGGCGGCCUGCCUGCUGCCGUGCGAGCCAGCAGUGCCAUGCAUGCAAACCCCCACUGCCCCACGGAGAAGGCAGCCACCUACUGCUCCAUUGGGCAGAGAGGAGACCGUGGCAGCGGCAGCCUGCCUAGUGCUGCUGGCUCGCACUGCUCGAGCCAGCAGCACCUGGCAUACGAAACCCCACUGCCCCACGGAGAAGGCAGCCACCUGCUCCGUUGGACAGAGAGGGGGCGGCGGCCUGCCUGCUGCCGUGCGAGCCAGCAGUGCCAUGCAUGCAAACCCCCACUGCCCCACGGAGAAGGUAGCCGCCUGCUCCAUUGGGCAAAGAGGAGACCGUGGCAGCGGCAGCCUGCCUAGUGCUGCUGGCUCGCACUGCUCGAGCCAGCAGCACCAGGCAUACGAAACCCCUCUGCCCCACGGAGAAGGCAGCCACCUACUGCUCCUUUGGGCAGAGAGGUGGUGGCAGUGGUGCCCUGCAAACCUCCUCUGCCGGACAGAGAAGGCAGCCGCCUGCUGCUUCAUGGGAUAGAGGGGGGAUGGCGGCCUCCUCGUUUUCUGCCCCCUCCCCGUGGGCCCCUGCGCAGCAGCCAUCCCCAUGCACCAUCAUUCCUGCAGGAUAAGAUAAGUGGUGAUGCAGGGGGUGCAGGGUGCGACACGGGGACCCGUGGGGGGGCUGAAAAUGUGGAGGCCACCCUGGGUGCAGCUUUGCCCAGCUACGCCUCUGCUUCAGGCCAAUGUCCAGAUGAGGCCAGGAGAUCUCCCAGAAUUACAGCUGAUCUCCAGGCAAGACAGAUACAUUUCCCCAAGG